CAUAUUAGACAUAUAUCCAUCCUGUACUACUACAUACCAUGGUUUUACCCGGUUUGAAACGUAGCAGGCAGGCACACAGCUCCCACAGUAACAAGUCUGCCAUCAGUUGACAGUCAGACCUGUUGGCCACACGGUUGCGCUCACAGACCGCUCGCCCCGUGGCUGUGCUAUUCCUCUGCGCAUGCGUGUUCCGUUGAAGGAGCGGAGACCAUUUCCUCCAGAAGCAGGCCUCGCAGAGCUUCGCCUCACACACGCAAACAUACACACAUAUGCAGACCGAGUACGGACAACCGUCAAAGGAAAGCCACGUUUGGGAUUGUCUAAUCUUAACGCCGCUAAACCUGGAUGCGCCCCGACCGCAGGAGACCUACUAAUGGGCCUUCAUCGCUAAUUUGCUGCUACAUCUGGUCGACACUACAGUGGUAUCUUUUGGAUCAUCUGCUGUUCUUGCUGAUGUCCUAGCCUCUGAGUAGACCACUGGGUCAGCACUGGAGGAAAAUAAAGCCACUCGUCUCAAGUUUCUGCAAAGCUCCGUCUUGAGUCUCCUGGGAACCUCAGAUGGUACUAGCUGAACAGUGACCGCUACUGGCCUGAGGACACUUGCUGCCCAAUUCCCUUCAUCAUGUCUGGGAUGCAUGCACCAUGGUCGACUGGCACAGAGUGUGUAGCCAAGUACAACUUCCAGACUGCCAAUGACCAGGACCUGCCUUUCUGUAAAGGAGAUGUACUGACCAUCAUCGGAGUCACCAGGGAUCCCAACUGGUACAGAGCGAGGAACACAGUGGGAAGAGAGGGCACCAUCCCGGCUAACUAUGUCCAGAAAAGGGAAGGAGUCAAGUCAGGAGGGAAACUCAGUCUUAUGCCCUGGUUUCAUGGGAAGAUAACUCGGGAGCAGGCCGAGCGGCUCCUCUACCCUCCGGAGACGGGCUUGUUCCUGGUGAGGGAGAGCACCAACUAUCCCGGCGAUUACACCCUGUGCGUCAGCUGCGACGGCAAGGUGGAGCACUACCGCAUCAUCUACCACAACGGCAAGCUCACCAUUGACGAGGAAGAGUACUUUGAGAACCUCAUGCAGCUGGUUGAGCAUUACACCAAAGAUGCCGAUGGCCUUUGCACCAGGCUGAUUAAGCCCAAGUUGAUGGAGGGAACAGUAGCAGCGCAAGACGAGUUCUCCAGGAGCGGCUGGGCCUUGAACAGAAAGGAGCUGAAGCUGCUGCAGACCAUUGGCAAAGGGGAGUUUGGAGAUGUGAUGGUAGGAGACUACAGAGGGACCAAGGUGGCGGUCAAGUGUAUCAAAAAUGAUGCCACAGCGCAGGCUUUCAUCGCCGAGGCCUCUGUCAUGACGCAACUGAGGCACAACAACCUGGUGCAGUUGCUAGGGGUAAUUGUCGAGGAGAGGGGCAGUCUCUACAUCGUCACAGAGUACAUGGCUAAGGGCAGCCUAGUGGACUACCUGCGCUCUCGAGGACGAACCGUGCUCGGUGGAGACUGCUUACUCAAGUUCUCACUUGAUGUGUGUGAAGCCAUGGAGUACCUGGAGGCCAACAACUUCGUCCACAGAGACCUGGCAGCUCGUAACGUGCUAGUGUCUGACGACAACAUCGCCAAAGUCAGCGACUUCGGCCUCACCAAGGAGGCCUCCUCCAUACAGGACACUGCCAAGCUGCCCGUCAAAUGGACCUCCCCCGAAGCACUAAGAGAGAAGAGGUUUUCCACCAAGUCCGACGUCUGGAGUUACGGAAUCCUACUUUGGGAGAUCUACUCUUUUGGGCGCGUGCCUUACCCUAGAAUUCCGUUGAAAGAGGUGGUGCCCCGGGUAGAGAAGGGAUACAAGAUGGACGCCCCAGACGGCUGCCCGCCCGUGGUGUACGACCUGAUGAAGCAGUGCUGGACCCUGGACUCGGUGGUGCGGCCCUCCUUCCGCAUGCUGAGGGAGAAGCUGCAGCAUAUCAGAGCCAAGGAGCUCUACCUGUGAAGAGGAGGCCCAGGGGGGCGAAGGGGGGAGAGGAGGUGGGCGGGACACAGCCCAGCACAGCUGUAAAGUGGGAGGAGGAGGAGAAGAAGAGGGACCACAGCACCUUCCUCCUGCCUGCCCAGCCUGUUGACCUGUGGGACUGCCAUACUGUGCCCCCUCCCCCGACCUCAGACGUCCUCCAGGCGCCCGGUUUUCCUGUUUGUGUUGUAUAGCUUUUGCCAGACAGUUUCCUCUUCUCUCGAUGGGCCACUGCUCUUUCCCCCUUCUAUACCUGCCGCUGCUCACUCGCUCUUUCUGUCGCUUCUCUCUUGGUCCAAGUUUCUCUUCUUCCUCUACCUGGAAGAUCCCUUUUCUUUCAUAUUUUUUCCUCCCCUCCUCCUCUCCUGAACAUGACAUUAACUGGAGGGGAGGCUGGCCUUUUCCUCCACGUUUGUCAGGUGCUCUUUCUUCUUCCCCUCGACCCUCCAUCAUUCCUGGAUCUCUGUAUCACCGUGUGGCUCUGCAUGAAUACAGCCCAGCUCUCUGUCAUUCCAUCCUUCCUUCUAUCCCUCCCUCCCUCUCUCCCCUCGGCAUGGUGUCAGGUGUGGGGCCUUCGCUUUGUGCCAAAGUGCCUCCAGUCUACAGAGCUCCAGACUUCCCUCCAGCACUUCUUUCAAUUGGACUGUUGUGGUUUGAUUUUUUUAAAUUACUUUUUUAAAGAAAUCUUUUUUUAUUGCUUUCUCUUUUUUUCAGGGAGGUUUAUCAAACUGUUUUUUUUUUUUUUUUUAGUGCUGUCUCCCCCACCUCCACCAUCAUCUGACUGGGUUUUUUUCCAAGUGUCCAUGAAGAGAACAUGAACAGGAAGAGAGAGGAUUUGGGGGCCAGUAUCAUGUUCGUCCUCCAACCAAUACAGCCUGGAGGUGUGUGUGGGGGGGUGGGGUGGCGGGGCAGGACAAUAACAGGAGGACAAGGGGGAGAGGCAGUUCACAAACAUGGUUGAUUCAUCAUACGUGGGCUUGUUUUUAUAUCAAAAUAUAUUUAAAGGAUUCAAAAAAAAAAAGGAACAAGGAAAAAACUGACUGUGGCGGAGAAUAAAAAAGGAGGACUUUUAGAAGCCAGGAGUCUCUUGGUGUGAGGAAUGUUCAGUGUCUCUGUGAACGCUGGGGUCGGGGUGGUGCAUGCUGUGUCUGAGAGGCCUUGGGUUCAACUGUCAGUGCUUUCAAUGUUCAUUGUUUUAUUAUGCUAUCAUGAUUAUGAAUAAAUCAUUCCAUCUGAACAGUGUGGAAACACCUGCAUCAUUA
This is a messenger RNA of Siniperca chuatsi (mandarin fish), 3255 nucleotides long. RefSeq names its product tyrosine-protein kinase CSK. The coding region runs from base 623 to 1975 and encodes 450 amino acids. NCBI's taxonomy places the organism in Eukaryota, Metazoa, Chordata, Actinopteri, Centrarchiformes, Sinipercidae. The record is from RefSeq and is a predicted model, not a curated record. The transcript has 14 exons. Gene Ontology annotation, molecular function: ATP binding; protein tyrosine kinase activity; protein binding. Gene Ontology annotation, biological process: regulation of Fc receptor mediated stimulatory signaling pathway; protein phosphorylation; adherens junction organization.